GGUGUCACCCUGAUGGCAGCUUACCUUCCUGGCAAGGACAACAUCCGAGCUGACGCUCUCAGAAGGAAUUUCUUCUCCCAGCACGAAUGGGAGCUACACACGGAGGUCACCCGCAACCUCUUCCAACGAUGGGGCUUCCCAAAGAUAGAGCUCUUCGCCACUCGCAGCAACAGGAAAUGUCAUCACUACUGUUCUCGAGUGGGCACCGGAGCAGGCUCUUUGGGGGAUGCCUUCCUGCUGGACUGGAGUCGUCACCAGUUGUUGUACGCAUUUCCCCCUCUCCCGCUUAUCCCGAGGGUGCUGGAGAAGGUAGCAGCAGACCAGGCAACAAUAAUUUUAAAAGCACUCUUCUGGCCCCGGCAGACAUGGCUAACUCAGUUGUCAAGGAUGUCAGUCGUCGAACCGAUACAGCUACCGGUACUGUUCAAUUUGCUGUCUCAACAGCACGGCAUGAUGAUCCACCCGUGCAUCGACCGCAUGUACCUGAUGGCAUGGCUCCUAGCUGGCUCCAAGGGUUGGAGUUCAUGUGUUCUCACGAAGUGAGACAUGUACUAAUUAACAGCAGACGCCACACCAUGUGCAAGACUUACCUGCAGAAAUGGUGUCGCUUUCAAGCUUGGUGUGCGGCACGGGAUCUCGACCCUCUCUCGCUGCCUAUCCAGCAGGUAUUGGAUUAUAUUUUGUAUCUGAAGAUGACAGAGUUGGCAUGUUCUUCUCUUAGAGUGCACUUAGUGGCAAUCUCCGCUUUCCUUCUGUCCAUCGGUGGUUAUUCACUGUGUACACACCCCCUCACCAAGAGGCUUUUUAAGGGCCUGGACAACUUAUAUCCAGCUCAUAGGAUUCCUCCGGAGCCAUGGGACUUGGCGUUAGUAUUGGACACUGUCACUCGCCCUCCUUUCGAACCGUUAGCAUCGACUGAUUUGAAAGUGGUGUUCCUCCUGGCUAUUACAUCCGCGUGGCGAGUGAGUGAAUUAACAGCUCUCUCGGUAGACCCACUGUACACACAGUUUUCCAGUGAUGCCGUGGUACUUCGUGUACACCCGGCCUUUCUGCCAAAGAUCAAUUCUGCUUUUCAUAUAAAUGAACCCAUGUGUUUUACAACGUUCUUCCCAAAGCCUCAUUCUUCUCCGGAGGAGUCCCGUCUGCAUACUCUAGAUGUUAGACGAGCGCUGGCUUUUUAUCUCGAAAGGACGCGUAGUUUUCGAAAAUCUCAACAACUAUUCCUGUCUACAGCUGAACGUUGCAAGGGCAAACAGCUCUCUGCACAGCGCAUAUCAGGCUUGAUUGUCUCCUGCAUUAGACGUUGUUACGCUUUACGGAACAAACCCCUGCCUGACCGAACCCGAGCUCACUCUACUAGGGGCAUGGCAGCAUCCACUGCCUAUCUUCGCGGAGUACCAUUACAGGACAUAUGCCGAGCAGCUACCUGGUCCUCUAAUCUUACCUUUGCUAAACAUUACGCUCUUGUAAACUCUCUGAAGACCGACUCAGCAGUAGCUCACGCGGUCUUGUCUGCAGUGCAGAACCGAUGAUUCCGAAGCACGCAUUUGUCAUCGGACCACUGCUGUGGACUCACCUCUAGUGGAGCACCCAUUGGGGACACUACUCGAUGAA
Molecule: messenger RNA, 1614 nt
Organism: Pelodiscus sinensis (Chinese soft-shelled turtle)
Lineage: Eukaryota; Metazoa; Chordata; Testudines; Trionychidae
Source: RefSeq, a predicted model, not a curated record